This is a messenger RNA of Anopheles funestus (African malaria mosquito), 2950 nucleotides long. RefSeq names its product gamma-aminobutyric acid receptor subunit beta-like (gene Lcch3). Gene Ontology annotation, molecular function: extracellular ligand-gated monoatomic ion channel activity; neurotransmitter receptor activity; GABA-A receptor activity. Gene Ontology annotation, cellular component: membrane; neuron projection; synapse. Bases 894 to 2387 code for a protein of 497 amino acids. The record is from RefSeq and is a predicted model, not a curated record. The transcript has 11 exons. Gene Ontology annotation, biological process: regulation of membrane potential; monoatomic ion transmembrane transport; nervous system process. Lineage: Eukaryota; Metazoa; Arthropoda; Insecta; Diptera; Culicidae.
GGAGCAAGCGAUGGUGCAAGUCGAAGGAAAUGGGUCCUUUUUUAUUCUUCUCCCGCUCAGACAUCUCGGGACGUGGUUCGUUCCAAACCUGCUGAGCAGUCCUUGCCGUUUCGUAUACUAUAUCUCUUGUUGAGUGUUUGCUGCUGCUGUUGUUGUUCCGUUCGUCGGUUGCUGUAAUCUCAACUUCCUCCCAUUCAUCAGUGGCGUGUAGGAAACCCAAAACUAGAACUCAGAUACUGUUUCGCGUUAUCACACGAGUGAUGUGCAGUCGCACGGCGGAUGCUGAUCGCGCACGGAAAAUGUGCUCUGCUCUGUUGUGCCCCUAGUGUUCAUUAGUGGUAACCUGCCUGCCGAGUGUCCUGUAGCUGUAAGGCGACAACACCACCACACGACUCCGCGACGAGUGGACUGUUCCUGCCAGCAUCUGAACACCUGAAGUAAUUUUUCUUCAGACGAACCACAUCAUUUUACUGAUUGUGCUCGUAGACCUGCUGGUAACAAGCAAUGCACUAACGUUCCACUGCAUCAACCGUACCCCGUGUCCGGCCCGCGUGCGUGUACUGGUAGGGGAGUAGAUGACAAAGAUGCAGCUGUUUGUAGAGCUCUAGCACGAUCUCGCCUAUGCCAGCAAACACGCGCCAAUAGAGAAGGUGUGUGUGUGCUCGCGUGCUUGUAUGUGUGUGUGUGAGUGUAUGAGAGGCAGUAUUCAUUUAGUGGUAAGCGGUUUUUAACGAUCAUAGCGAUACAACGGUUUGUUCACACGCACGCACGCCUAACUGCUUGGAAUUUGGCAGCCCUUCGGUGACGCAACCAAACGCUAUUACCACGCGCUUAGCCGAGCCAAGUUAGCAGCAAUACGGGAAGCGUUAGGCACCGUCAACCAACUAUCAAACAUGUGGCAAAUUCUGAUAUUCUGCUUUUUAAACUCAGUACAAAAUAAUAAUGCAUUACGAGGCGUACACCAGAAGUCGAUGGCGGCAGGCCGUCUGGAGAAUGUAACACAGACAAUAUCACGUAUACUGGAGGGCUAUGACAUUCGGCUAAGACCAAAUUUUGGAGGAGAACCAUUGCACGUGGGCAUGGACCUUACGAUAGCGAGCUUCGAUGCAAUCUCGGAAGUGAAUAUGGAUUACACUAUCACUAUGUACCUAAACCAAUACUGGAAGGAUGAACGGCUCGCGUUUAACGCAUUCGCCCUCUGGGGAGACAAUCAGAAGGAUCAAACGGGAGAAAUCAUGAUAGACGACGACGGUGCAAACGAUGUGAUUACGCUUUCGGGUGACUUUGCCGAAAAGAUAUGGGUACCGGAUACGUUCUUCGCCAACGAUAAGAACAGCUUCCUGCACGAUGUGACCGAGCGCAACAAGCUCGUCCGGUUAGCCGGUGACGGUGCGGUGACGUACGGGAUGCGCUUCACCACCACGCUCGCCUGCAUGAUGGAUUUGCACUACUAUCCGCUCGAUUCGCAAAACUGCACGGUGGAAAUUGAAAGCUAUGGCUAUACCGUUUCGGAUGUGGUAAUGUACUGGCGGUCUACACCUAUUCGGGGUGUGGAGGAAGCAGAGCUACCACAGUUCACUAUUAUCGGUUAUGAGACGAACGAUCGAAAGGAAAAACUAGCAACAGGCGUCUACCAACGGUUGUCACUGUCCUUCAAGUUGCAACGCAACAUCGGCUACUUCGUGUUCCAGACGUAUCUGCCAAGCAUACUGAUCGUGAUGCUAUCUUGGGUGUCCUUCUGGAUCAAUCAUGAGGCCACCUCGGCUCGCGUUGCGCUCGGCAUCACAACCGUGCUAACGAUGACAACCAUCAGCACGGGCGUACGCAGUUCUUUGCCACGCAUCUCCUAUGUUAAGGCGAUCGACAUCUAUCUGGUGAUGUGCUUCGUGUUCGUGUUUGCCGCGCUGCUAGAGUACGCUGCCGUCAAUUACACGUAUUGGGGUGCCCGGGCCAAGAAGAAGUGCAAAAAGAACAAGGAAGCCGAGCGGAAGGUGUUCGGUAAGGCAGAAAAGACCUCAACCUGCUCCGCGGACGAUAUUAUUGAGCUGCAGGACAUCCGCAUGAGCCCAAUAGCGUCGCUACGUAAUCGGCACUACUCGAACACGAUCACCACGACCGACAGUGUUGAUUCGACCAAGUUUCCGCCAAGCUUCCGCAUCGCCAGAUCGUAUGGUUCGAGCACACGCAGUGGUCUCCGGUAUCGCAGCUCGAGAGGUCAGGGAAGGCCAAAGAUGUUGCAUGCGAUCAAGCGAGGAGCCUCCGUUAUCAAAGCGUCCAUACCGAAGAUUAAGGAUGUGAACGUGAUCGAUAAGUACUCGCGGGUCAUCUUUCCCGUGAGCUUUGCUGCCUUUAACGCCGGCUACUGGAUAUUCUACGUGCUCGAGUGACCCACAGUCAACUAAGAGCGCAGCAAGCAUUUACUAGCAGUCGUAGUAGAUCACGCUCUGUAGAAACACAUCUCCCGUACGGUCCAGAAAUGUCCCAUCUUACACCCACAAUGCUGAAGGAAAACGAAAUUACCCUGUGAGGAAAGAAAGAAAGAGAGUGGGAGAGGAAGCAAGUGAUUACACUAUGCAAGGCAAAGCUAAAACAGCAGACAGAUAUGAGUUCCCCAGUCUUGUUUCUGCCCGCCCCAAUUCUCUUCCCACUGCAUCUGUUCGAUUGACAGCUCAAAACAAACUAUUCGAAAUGCAGCGCUAAAGAAGCGAAAGAACAGCAACAGAAGCAUUUCACAGUUAAUAAGGUGAAGAAAAAAAAAUUGUAGAUGAAAUCAUUAUACGAAAGAGAGAACAAAAAACAACACGGUUUAGGCAUAAUUAAGGCUUCACGAAUUUGUAAAAAUUAAUCAAAGAUAAUCAAAGAUGCAGUAAUAUUAUUUUUCCAAAAACUCACAAACACACAAAAGUAAAGAUUACUACAUUAAAGAAAUCAAAACAACCAUCAUACAUAA